Molecule: messenger RNA, 2024 nt
Organism: Balaenoptera ricei (Rice's whale)
Lineage: Eukaryota; Metazoa; Chordata; Mammalia; Artiodactyla; Balaenopteridae
Gene: SIRT3
Product: sirtuin 3
Exons: 7
Coding region: 26-1111 (361 amino acids)
Molecular function (GO): histone deacetylase activity, NAD-dependent; NAD+ binding
Source: RefSeq, a predicted model, not a curated record
CUGACGCUGCGGGCUGCGGAGGAACAUGGCGUUGUGGGCUUGUUCAGUUGUUCCCGCCCUCAGGCUUUGGGGCCUGGGAGGUGCGCGGCCCUGGACCCGCCGGCCUCGUAUUGCAGGUGCAGGAAGGCCCAUAUCUUUUUCUGCCGGUGCCUCAAGUGUCUCUGGAAGUGGAGGCCGCAGUCCGAAGUUCCUCCUGCAGGACGUUGCCGAGCUGAUUAAAACCGGAGCCUGCCAGAGGGUGGUGGUCAUGGUGGGGGCCGGCAUCAGCACAGCCAGCGGCGUCCCGGACUUCAGAUCUCCGGGCACCGGCUACUACAGCAGCCUCCAGCAGUACAAGAUCCCCUACCCCGAGGCCAUUUUUGAGCUCUCAUUUUUCUUUCGCGAUCCCAAGCCGUUUUUCACUUUUGCCAAGGAGCUGUACCCUGGGAACUAUAGGCCUAAUGCCACUCACUACUUCCUGCGACUGCUCCAUGACAAGGGGCUGCUUCUGCGGCUGUACACACAGAACAUCGACGGGCUUGAGAGAGGUGAGACCUCCGUCCUGUCUCACAUCUUCUCGCUCUUGCAGGGAAGGCUCACGUGCCUGUUUCUAGCGUCUGGCAUCCCUGCCUCAAAGCUCGUUGAAGCUCACGGAUCCUUUGCCUCUGCCACCUGCACCGUCUGCCGAAGACCCUUCCCAGGGGAGGACUUUUGGGCCGACGUGAUGGUGGACAGGGUCCCACGCUGCCCGGUCUGCACUGGCGUCGUGAAGCCCGACAUCGUGUUCUUUGGGGAGAUGCUGCCCCACAGGUUCCUGCUGCAUCUGGCUGACUUCCCCACGGCAGACCUGCUGCUCAUCCUUGGGACCUCUCUGGAGGUGGAACCUUUUGCCAGCUUGUCUGAGGCCGUGCGGAGCUCGGUUCCCCGACUGCUCAUCAACCGGGACUUGGUGGGGUCCUUGGCUAGGCAUCCUCGGGGCAGGGAUGUGGUCCAGCUGGGGGACGUGGUUCACGGUGUGACGAGGCUGGUGGAGCUUCUGGGCUGGACGGAGGAGAUGCGGGACCUCAUCCAGCGGGAAACUGGAAAGCCAGGUAUAACACUGCUGAAAGUGGACUUCACCAGAAUGCUGUAAUUUAUGUUCUUGCUGUCUUGGGAAACCUCUCCACCCUUUGGCCGUGACUGCUUCAGGACUCAGGGCCAUGAGUCAGCCCUUUCCUCUCACCUCCACUGGCAAAAGCCCCCAGCCUCUGGCUACAGCCUGAUUUCUUACCAAUCUGAACCAAAGCAAGAAGAAUAUGAGGCUUUUUAAAGAUAUAAGACUUUGCAGUUAUAUUGUUUUCAUGAUAUUAGACAUCAUUGCCUUUGAAUCCAGAGUUUGGCUCUUAGGGAUAAGAUGUAGGACGGUGCUGUUUCUCAUCUCAUUGUAUGGAGGAAAUAAAGACCGUCAAAUGUUACAGUCACGUUGCUGGGUCACUUAGUGGAAGCAGAGUCUGGCUAACACGGAUGCUUACACUUUACACCUCGAGAGGAACCGUAGCCCAUGCCUUGCUCACGGGGGAGCAGAGAUCUUGGUCAGAUCCGCCUGGCAGCUUACACAGGAGCCUUUCUGUGGCUGACUUCCUGCUUCCAUAUAACAGCAAGACAAAGUCAAGUAGCCUCUGUGGACUUUUGGAAUUAUAGUCCUAUAGGAUUUGACCUGUGCUAUUUUCUAGUUCCACAGAAAUUUGUGUAAAGUUAUGAUUUUAGGGGUUUACUUAUUUUAAAAGAGUUGCUGUCCAAGAAUAAACACUAAGGGAUGAGCCGAAGUCUGGGUUGGAUUACUCUCCCAAGCAGUGAGUGUACUUGAGUACAUCUGGACUGGUCACUUGAGCGAGGCCCUCCAUUUAGCCACCCAGUUUUGCCCAGCCCUGCUGGCGUCGUCUUAACUUGGCUGAACAGCAGCAUUUGCAGACAGAAAAGCUUCCGUUUUAGGAAAUAAUUCAAUUCCAGGCCCUGAGAUGUGCCCAGGUAUGUUUUCAGAUAACCAGUUUCCUCUCUCCUUUGUG